AUGACGAGAACACUCGCGCCGCCGUUGGCCAAAAGUGAUUUCGGUAGUAAAGACAAUGGCAACCGCACCUCUCGAAGCUUCUCAGACCUGCCCUACGAGCUGCGCUCCAGGAUAUGGCGCAUGCAUCUCGAACGCCCCCGCAUUGUCAUCAUCAGGGGCAUCGUGGACGGCUCGGGCGUCGAGGUGUCCGGCAAUGAGCUGGGCAACGUCGCCUGCAACGCCCACUGGUACUGCGAGAACAGGAGCCCGGCGCUCUUUCGCGUGUGCGCCGAGUCACGCCGCGAGGCGCUGUCGUUCUUCAGGAUUCAUCUGCCCAUGAGGUCAUCAGAGCCCGACACCCACGGCUAUCCUUAUCUGAAUCAGCGAAACCCGGCCUGGGACCGGAUCUACAUCAACCCUGACUGGGACCUCGUCCUGUACCAGGGCGCCUCCGGCACCCUGACAAUGCCCAUCCUUGCCAGCGACCUGCUCGCCUACGACCCCUUGGGCGAGGGGGUUGUUCACUACGGCUCCAACGACUGGCCCAAGAGCAUCUGGCACGUCAAUCCGGACCCCGGCUUUGGCAUGGCCACCCUGGAUGAGUCGUUUGCCUUUCUCAAAAGCUUCUUCUUGUGCACGCGAUCCACGUCAGACAUGGCCCGUCCGCUGGGCGAGGGCUACGUGCACGCCGUGGUGGGCGAGGUCGGCCGCGCUGGCAUGCGUGACUUUGGCCUGCACGCCGUCGACUGGACGCCGGCUUCGCGCCUCGUCGUGCGCACCCCCAACAAUAGCAUGAUCCGCAAGGCCCUGAUCUUUGGCAAGGGAGUCGAGCAGUCCAUCGUGAACAACCUCGUCACGGUCGAGAUGACAACCCGCGUCCAAAAGCCACUGGCCGAGAGUCUCUGCUCGACGACGGACGGAUGGGUCAUCAGGCUGGCCUGGCAGCCGCCGGACCGCAGCAUCUCCCAUGUCAUGCACCUGACCACGGGCAUGGUGCGCCCGCCAGACGAGGUAGGAUGA
Molecule: messenger RNA, 999 nt
Organism: Colletotrichum higginsianum IMI 349063
Lineage: Eukaryota; Fungi; Ascomycota; Sordariomycetes; Glomerellales; Glomerellaceae
Product: Pectinesterase
Exons: 1
Coding region: 1-999 (332 amino acids)
Source: RefSeq, a predicted model, not a curated record